CUCAAUGAUUUCUCCAAACUUUCACACUUUCUCGCCUUCGUCUUUGUCGGAUCUUUGCUGCAAUUUCGAGGAACAGCGAGCAAAGAUGACGGUUUUUCACUUUUUCAACUGUGCGAUUCUCACUUUCGGUCCUCACGCCGUCUACUAUUCCGCUACUCCAUUAUCUGAGUAUGAUACACUUGGUACUUCUGUUAAAGCCGCUCUUGUUUAUCUCGGAACAGCUUUGGUUAAGCUUGUUUGUUUGGCGACGUUUCUUAAUGUAUCAGAGAAUGACAACUUUGACCCGUAUCAGGAACUGUUGAAAGCACUAAUUGGUUUUGUAGAUGUUGCUGGGCUUUACUUUGCCUUGACCCAGUUGACUCACAGGAACAUCUCUCAGAAUCAUAAAUUUCAAGCUGUUGGGCUUGGGUGGGCUUUUGCGGAUUCUGUACUACAUAGAUUGGCACCGCUUUGGGUGGGUGCUAGAGGACCGGAGUUCACUUGGGAUUACAUUUUGCAAGGUCUAGAGGCUAAUGCAAAUUUGGUGUUGAGCAUAUCCCUUGCUGCAUUAGGUUCUUUGAUGUGGCUUCGCAAGAACAAGCCCAGGACAUUGAUUCCUAUAAUAUAUGCAUGUGCAGGAAUUGUGGCAACCAUGCCAUCCAUUACAAGCUAUCUGAGGCGAGGAUUGGGGUGGCAAUUCCCAAAAGUGGUUGGCUUUGAACUUUUUACCUCUUUGAUUAUGGCUUUCGUUUGUUGGCAACUUUUUGCUGCGUGUCAGAGACCAUCUACCUGAGGUUCUUACGGCAGCUUAAUUCUCCUUUAGGGGGCUUGGCCCAAUCAAUCUUCCCCCUGUGACGGCAAUGGCUUUUACUUUAAUUUCACAUUAAUGUUAUAGUUUCUGGUGUAUCUAAUUAAUUUUGAUCUACGCUUUAUUAGUAACCAACUCAUAUAGGAAUUUCUUUGAUGUAACCCAAUAGCUAAAUUCAUGAAAAUUUUGGACGAAGGAUGAGGUAGUCCUUGCCUUGCACUCA
Molecule: messenger RNA, 1010 nt
Organism: Mangifera indica (mango)
Lineage: Eukaryota; Viridiplantae; Streptophyta; Magnoliopsida; Sapindales; Anacardiaceae
Product: transmembrane protein 147-like
Exons: 7
Coding region: 5-772 (255 amino acids)
Source: RefSeq, a predicted model, not a curated record